CCAAGGGCCGAGCUAAACGACGCUGCGGGGCGGGCGCUCUCGGCUUGUUGUAUAAUAAGGCGAGCAUGAGUGCGUCGGUGUGUCAGAGGUUCUGGGGAGCAGCACGGUCCGGCUGUAGAUACAUCCAACGCACAGCAACCGCCGCAAUGCCCAUCAAGGUCGGUGACAAGCUGCCUUCUGUCGAAGUGCACGAAGGGGACCCCCACUGCGUUGUCAACAUCGCAGAGCUCUUCAAGGGGAAGAAGGGCAUCCUGAUCGGAGUGCCGGGGGCCUACACACCAGCCUGCACUAAGGACCACCUGCCCAGUUACGUGCAGGGCCACGCCGAGCUGAAGGCCAAGGGAAUCGACAUCAUUGCCUGCAUUGCCGUCAACGACGCCUUCGUCAUGAAGGCCUGGGGCGACGACCAGAAGGCUGACGGGAAGGUGCGGAUGCUGGCUGAUCCGACCGGCGCCUUCACACGGGCUGUGGACCUGGAGCUGGAUAAGGAGCAGCUGAUCGCCGCCCUGGGAAACAAGCGCUGCAAGAGGUUCCUGAUGCUGAUUGAAGAUGGCGUGGUGAAGCGUCUAAACGUGGAGCCGGACGGGACCGGACUGAGCUGCAGCCUGGCCCAACACGCCAAGGGCUUGAUCUGAGGCAUCCCGUGGGCUGGUGACGUCGGCUGAGCCCGGAGGCUGAUAGAAUCUGGGGUGCCAGGCAGCACCUUACAAUAAAAAUUAUUCCCACCGCA
Messenger RNA from Mobula hypostoma (lesser devil ray), 730 nucleotides. It is a transcript of the gene prdx5, whose product is annotated as peroxiredoxin 5. Gene Ontology annotation, biological process: cellular response to oxidative stress; hydrogen peroxide catabolic process; cell redox homeostasis. The transcript is spliced from 6 exons. Lineage: Eukaryota; Metazoa; Chordata; Chondrichthyes; Myliobatiformes; Myliobatidae. Gene Ontology annotation, molecular function: thioredoxin peroxidase activity. Bases 66 to 635 code for a protein of 189 amino acids. Gene Ontology annotation, cellular component: mitochondrion; cytoplasm; peroxisome. The record is from RefSeq and is a predicted model, not a curated record.